AUGGAGGCGGUAACUGAGCGCCAUUUCUUUCACCAUGGCGCGCCUAGACCUGCCACAACCAAAACAGCUCUCAGGGCUAUCGAGAGAGAAAAGCUAGAUUGCCAAUGGUGCCAGAUACGAGCUUUCCCGAAUCAUAAACAGUACCCGAUCACCAUCGUCAAUGAAUUCGACGAUGAGGUUAUCCCGCCGAACUUCCGAUUUCUCCAACAUUCGAAGCUCGGCCACGGCGUACAGGCCGCAGAGGAUAGUUUUCGAAGCGGAUGCGAAUGUGAAGACGAGGAAGAAUGCCAGUACAAGGGCUGUCUCUGCCUGCAAGAGCAGGAGGACGACUCGGACGACGAGGGCGAAGCGAGGAAAAAGGCAUACAUGUACCAUAUGCAUGGCGCCAAGGCCGGCUUGCUGCGGUCAAAGUUCCUGAGCUCGACGCGACCCAUCUACGAAUGCCACGGAGGCUGCGCAUGCGACGUGAGCUGUCCUAACAGGGUGGUCGAGAGAGGUCGACAGGUUCCUCUUCAGAUAUUCCGGACAGAGAAGACGGGCUGGGGUGUCCGGUCGUUACUCGACAUUAGAAGAGGCCAGUUCGUUGAUAACUACAUUGGCGAGAUUAUUACACCACAGGAAGCGCAGCGCCGGCGGAAUACCUCCAACUUUGCGCAACAGAAGGACGUUUACCUUUUCGCGCUCGACAAGUUCACGGACGAGAACUCCCCAGACAUGCGCCUCCAAGGUCCCCCGCUCGAAAUCGACGGCGAGUUCAUGUCAGGACCGACGCGGUUUAUUAAUCACUCUUGCGAGCCGAAUUUGCGAAUCUUUGCGCGCGUGGGAGAUCAUGCCGAUAAACACAUCCACGAUCUCGCCUUCUUUGCGCUUCGCGACAUUCCCCGCGGAGAGCAGCUCACGUUUGACUACGUUGACGGUGUGAGCGAGGACGCUGCCGAUGCCAAAGACAAGAGCAAGCAAGGUGACAUGGUCCCGUGUCUCUGCGGCAGCAAGAAUUGUCGACAGUUCCUAUGGUAG
Messenger RNA from Colletotrichum phormii, 1017 nucleotides. Its product is annotated as SET domain-containing protein. Gene Ontology annotation, cellular component: nucleus. The transcript has 3 exons. Gene Ontology annotation, molecular function: protein binding; histone methyltransferase activity; zinc ion binding. The record is from RefSeq and is a predicted model, not a curated record. Lineage: Eukaryota; Fungi; Ascomycota; Sordariomycetes; Glomerellales; Glomerellaceae. The coding region runs from base 1 to 1017 and encodes 338 amino acids.